CCUUCACCUUGCCCGUAGGAUUGUAACUACCGUCUAGCUGCCUUGUGGACGCCGCUUUUACGCGGCAAGGGCCUUACCAUCGCUUUCCCACACGGCCAUCUUAAACGCUCGUCGGUCCUAACACCAGCCCAAUAUGCGGUCAGCUGCGGUCAAACUUGCGGGAGCCGGCGCGCUUGCCGCUGUUCUGGCCGCGGCCGUGAGCCGGCGUCGGGUCGUAGGUCGUCUGGUUCGCCAUCUGGUGGUCAAGGCAGCCGGCGCUCCCAACUACACCCCCUUGCCUCCUCCAAAAAAGGUCAAAGUGGCACUGUGUCAGCUGCAUGUCACCGCGGACAAGGAACAGAACUGGCAGACGGCGCGGAGGGCCAUCCAGGACGCCGCCUCCCGCGGCGCCCAGCUUGUCGUACUGCCCGAGAUGUGGAACUGCCCCUACUCCAACGACUCCUUCCCGGUCUACGCGGAGGAGCUGCAGGCCCCCGGCGGCGCCCUGAGUCCCAGCCUGACGGUGCUCAGUGAGGCGGCGGCGGCGGCGCGUGUGACGCUGGUGGGCGGCUCCAUCCCCGAGCGGUGCGGCGGGCGGCUGUACAACACGUGCUGCGUGUUCAACAGCCGGGGGGAGCUGCUGGCGAAACACAGGAAGGUCCACCUCUUCGACAUUGACAUCCCGGGCAAGAUCACCUUCAAGGAGUCGCUCACGCUCUCGCCCGGCCCCGGCCCCACGGUGGUGGACACGGAGGCGGGGCGGCUGGGUCUGGGCAUCUGCUACGACAUCCGCUUCCCGGAGCUGGCGCAGCUGUAUGCGGAGCGGGGCUGCCAGGUGCUGGUCUACCCAGGUGCCUUCAACAUGACCACGGGCCCGGUGCACUGGGAGCUGCUGGCCCGGGCCCGCGCGGUGGACAACCAGCUGUUCGUGCUCACCUGCUCGCCCGCCAGGAACCCGGACUCGUCGUACCAGGCCUGGGGUCACUCCACCGCGGUGGGCCCAUUCGCGGAGGUGCUGGCCACCACGGAGGCGGCCCCCGACAUCGUGCUGGCGGAACUGGACUACAGCCAGCUGGCCGAGCGGCGAGCCAACAUGCCGCUGCGGGGGCAGAAGCGACACGACCUGUACCGCCUGCUAGAAAAGACGGCGGCGUGAGAGGGGGU
Messenger RNA from Astrephomene gubernaculifera, 1143 nucleotides. The record is from the annotation of a GenBank genome assembly. Lineage: Eukaryota; Viridiplantae; Chlorophyta; Chlorophyceae; Chlamydomonadales; Astrephomenaceae.